UAGUGAUUUCAUUAAAUAAUAAAUUAAAAAAAGUAUUAUCAUAAGUGUUACCUUGAAGUGUGAAGUGGUCAAUUGGUCCAUUGAUGUCAUCUCUAAAGUAGACUGUUAGACCGUGGGGUUUGGUGGGGCGUGGGUUGGGGGCAUGGUGCGACACGUGGACUAUGGGGCACCCAAGAUCAAAAGCCAAUUUCAAAGGGGUAUGGUGGGGCGUGGGUGGGGGCAUGGUGCGACACGUGGACUAUGGGGCACCCAAAACCAAAAGUCAAUUUCAAAGGGGUAUGGUGGGGCGUGGGUUGGGCGGCGUGAAAAAAAAAGUCAAUUUCAAAGGGCUAAUGCUCUUGCCAGUGAGGUUCCGCCAUGUCAUGUGGGUAGCCCUGCCCAAUGCCCGGGCUGAAACCCCCGCCCAAACCCAUGCCCACCCGGGGUGGUUACGUGGGCGUUUGUACCAAACCCAACCCCCGCCCCAACCCCCGCCCCAUACCCCAUAGUCUUAGACAAGUCUUUAAGCAUAAAGUCUUUACAACUCUUUUCCUUAACCUUGAAUAACUGUUUUUAAAACGAACUGAUCUACCCUUGAAAAAUCAUCAAAGAUCAAACCCCUUUCUUUCAGUUUAUCAGUGCCACACACUCAAAAUUUAUACUUUAGUGCAUUAUUUGAAAGUUGAAAGCCAAUAUACCAAAUGUCACGAGCUAGAAAAAUACACAUAGUCAAGUUACUACUUAGUGGCCAUAAAAAAGCCUUAUAUAUCAUAAUUAUUGGGCAGAAACAGUACCACAUAGAAAAACAGCUGCAGACAUAUUUAAGAUGAGAGAGCUUAUUCCCAUAACAAAAGUUUCUGAUAUGUUAAUUAUAUUCUGUAGCCCAUUGUGCCAGGUUUGAUAGCGCAACAGAAUCCCAUAGUUACUAGUUAGAUUGUUAAAGUGUUAAGCCAUGGUUUAAAAAACGGCCGAGGCAUCCGUACUGAGGCGCGCCUCGAGGCGGAACAGAGGAAAAACAUAUAUGAGGCGGCGCCUCAGGGUCAGAUACUAUACGUACGCCUCAGUGGGGUGAGCGCACGAUUCGUGUCGAGGCGGAACUAUUUUUAGUCUACAUGUAGGCGGUAAACUUAUUGGCGGCAAUAAUAAACUAGCGCGACUUUUUGUUGUUUCUUAAAUAGCUUUAUAGGGUUAAUCUUGAAAUCGUGAUCCCAAAUACACAAAAACCCAUCUGCAAUCUUGAAAUCGUGAUCCCAUCUUCAAUCUUGAAAUCGUGAUUCUUCUUCAAUCUUCAACACAGAAAUCAAGUUAAAAAAUGUCGGAAAAGAAAAAGAGGGGAGUUUCUAAAUGCAAAAAGAAGCUUUCAAAUCCGGAUCAAUCUAAAGUUGAUUUCAAUGAGAAGGGUAUAGCGAUCGGUAAGAAUGCAGGGAACUUUAUGUCUUGGAUUGGUGUCGAAUGUAAACGAAAGAUCCCGUACGAUAAACGUGCCAGAAAAGUAAACCCUAAAAAAUACGAAGAUAUUUGGGAAUACGCUAAGCAAAUUUGGGAUAUUCCUAACGACCUCGGGAAAAAAAAAACUUUAGAAAAGGGGAAGAAGAUAAUGAGGCAGUUUCGUUACGAACUUAGAAAAAAAUAUAUUUAUAAAGAAGAAUCUUCCAAUAAAGAGAAAGGCGAAACUCCCUUUGAAGAUUACGAUUAUCUAGACGGGGAACCAUGGAAGUCUUUCGUUGCAAGUGUUGAUACCGAAGAGUGGAAGAAAAUAAGUGAAAAAGCAAAGAAGAGCGUAAAAGAAAACAUUAACCCCGCGUGUGUAGGGAGAUGUGGUUUUGUUGGACUGGAGCCCCACAUUGAAAGUAGAUGGAAUCAACUUGUUUCAAGCUAUCCACAUUUAGAUGCUAUUGAACAUCCUAGCUCUAUAAGGAAUACAGUAAGUAAAGCACGUCUUAAUCCGGUCACAAAGCUAUAUGAACUUAGAGAAAACCUUAUAUCAAAUGGUGAUUUGACAGGAUUACUUGAAUUAUUGGAUAAAAAAGAAAAACAAAAACAACCGAAGGAUGAUGGAUCUUAUUCCACAAAGAAAAACAAGAGCGAGGCUGUAGAGACAACGCCUGGGGAGAUCCUUGGUAGUCCUGGCAUGGGCCUUGCAGCCGGUAGUUCGUCAGAAAUCUUGUCUAUUAAAAAAUGUGAACUUCUGCAUCUUGACGACCAAGGUGCUCUUAAGGUUGUAGCAAUUGGCCGUGUUCAUCCUACAGAUGAUAGGGUUGUACAUGGAUGCCCAAUAAUAGAUGGUUUCGUCAAAGUUCAAAUAGAUAGAGUUGUAGAAGGUUGCGGAUCAACUCGUCUUUUGCCAGAGUCAUGUAUUUAUGGGGAAAUAGAACUUUUGAAAGAUGCGAAAGGAAGUUUUAUUCAAUGGCCCGUUAAAUUAAUAAAGAUUUUGAACAAAGACUCUUCUCAAACUGUAGAACCAUGUCACCAUUUUAUGAGUACACCUUAUAGGCCACAGUUUGAGGCAACUCCUGCUGACCAACAACAAGCGAUUCCAAAUGAAAGAAACGAGUAUCAAAUAUACUCUUAUGCACUACAAGAUGAUGAGACUUUUAAUCAAUUGUUUUCUGAGAAUACAACAGCCGAGCAUGUUUCUUUUCGUAAACCUACUGAGCCUGUCCAUGCUUAUCAACAUACCAAGCCCGUUAUUGCUAAUCAACCUACGAAGAUCGUUCAUGGUAAUCAAUCUACCGAGCCCAUUCGUGAUUGUCAGCAUACUAAACCGAUUGUUGCUGCUUCUAAACCUUCAAUAGAAAAAAUAAAAGUAUCAAAAGAAAAAAUAAAAGUAUUAGAACUUUUAGAAAUGGCGAGAUCCAGGCCUCAAAACAUAUAUAGAUUAGCACAAAAAGUGGCACUUCAUUCUGAAAAAGCCUUGUUUACGGUUUUUACUUCGCCAACUGGGAUGUAUGAGGAACGUGUUCAAGAGACGGUUGAAUUUGAGGCGGUUAUACAGUUAUGUGUCAACGGUUGGGCGGAUGUUUGCUUUGUGCAUUGGUUCACAAUGUAUUUAUAUGCAGCUGGGGAACGGGAGGGUUUAAAUAAUACUGCAUAUUUUCAUCCCCGUUAUAUUGAAGGUGAACUUGUCUCAGAUGAUGGUGACUUUGUGAUUGACCAUAUCAAAAAGGUCAUCUCCUUUCAUAAGGACAAACAAUGGUUUAUUGCACCGUACAUAGCCGGGAAACACUGGGUACUAAUUAUACUUCAACAUCACCCGGUAUAUAAAACUUGGAAGGGUUACAUAUUUGAUUCACGUAAAGGUAAAGAUGAUGAUGAUUUGUCAUGUUACGAGAUUACAACAUUAUUCGAACAGGCCAUAGAAGAAAAUAUGACGUGGGCUAAGGUUAAAUGUCGUCUACAACCUAAUGGAUGGGAGUGCGGUUAUUGUGUUAUGUUGGCUAUGUAUGAUUUUGUGAUUCGUAACAGAGAACAUAUGCUGGCAAAUAAAACUAAAAUGGUUCGUCAAGGUGAAAUUGAUGAAUUUGUAGAGCGUACUUUAAAGGUGUUUAUAUCAUCUUUUGGUGAUGUUGAGGAUGAGAAGGAUCAAUGAAGUGGCAAAGGAAUUCUGGUUAGCUGGUCUUACUUAGAGCUUGUGGUGGAUGAAGGAAGUUGCACAAAGUCAAAGGUUUUUGAAGUGUUUUUUACAUAGGUGUAAAACUGAAUGAUUCGAUGUCUUUUUUAUGUUUUUUCUUUGUUAAAUUGAAUGCUUUAGACUAAUGGGUCAAGAUGGAUUCUUUAGCUAUUUAUAAAACGGUUCAUUGUUUGGUA
Molecule: messenger RNA, 3786 nt
Organism: Helianthus annuus (common sunflower)
Lineage: Eukaryota; Viridiplantae; Streptophyta; Magnoliopsida; Asterales; Asteraceae
Exons: 14
Coding region: 1292-3568 (758 amino acids)
Source: RefSeq, a predicted model, not a curated record